Molecule: messenger RNA, 942 nt
Organism: Papaver somniferum (opium poppy)
Lineage: Eukaryota; Viridiplantae; Streptophyta; Magnoliopsida; Ranunculales; Papaveraceae
Exons: 3
Coding region: 1-942 (313 amino acids)
Molecular function (GO): nucleic acid binding; RNA-DNA hybrid ribonuclease activity
Source: RefSeq, a predicted model, not a curated record
AUGGAUGUGCUGAAUAAAGUACUAAACCACUACUACAUGAAUCUAAGAGGCAUACAUUAUCUAGGUUUUGAUUUCUUAUUGGAUAGGUAUCUAGAAGGAAUUCAAAGGAUAGUCGAGAUUGGUAUAUUAAGCAUGUGUAAUUCUGACACUCUUGAGACUGCUGAACACAUUAUCUUACAUUGUCCAUUUGCUAGGGAAGUGUGGUCUCUUACUCCCUAUAAAGACCAGAUUGCUCACGAUGCUAAUUUGAAUAUAUCUAUGACUGAAUGGGUUUCGAAGUGGCUUUCUGAUUCGUCUCUGAAAGAUAUAGUAGUGGAUGAUAAAUCUCUUAAUUAUCAUACUAAUGCUAGGACAGGGCUAAAAUUAGUGAAUGACACUGCACAAUACCCCAAUAGUGUCGUUACUCUAACUGAUUCUACACCUGUGCAACCUGAUGGUAUGGACUAUAGUGCUGUCACUUGUAACUUACCUGUGGAUGGUACAAUUGUUUAUUGUGAUGCUUCUUUUGAUAAACAUACUAAUCUUUCUGGAAUUGGACUGAUAAUGAACGAUGUUGCAAGGAAAUUCCUUGGGUUCAAGACCAUCUCAGGCGUAGCGAGAAACGCCGAAGAAGCUGAAAUACUUGCUGUCUUAGAAGCCAUACUCUGGGCAAAGGCGCAAGGAAAGAGCGAUGUCUGCCUUAUUAGUGAUGCGAAAGUAGUUUUAGAUUGCUUAAAUUUCAAUAAUAACCAAUUAAGUUGGUUUAACAACUCUAUUUUAGAUGAUUGUAGGUCCUUUACAGAUUCUUUUAGUUCUAUUAGAUUUGAAUUCUUAAACAGAAGUUUUACACAUUUGGCUGAUGUUGCUGCCAAACAUUGUAGAACUUUCAGGAUCAAUGGGGAAUGGUUUGGAAUGAAGCCGAAUUUCCUCUCUUUAAACAAUUUUAAUUCAAUUCUAAUCUAA